Molecule: messenger RNA, 1065 nt
Organism: Ostertagia ostertagi
Lineage: Eukaryota; Metazoa; Nematoda; Chromadorea; Rhabditida; Trichostrongylidae
Source: the annotation of a GenBank genome assembly
AUGAUUAAGUAUAUUUGUCCCUCAUUUGCAAACCCGUGCGAAAUAGGUUUAACCAACCAAAAUUCUUAUGGCACCACAGUUGCUGAACUUUUUCAGGUCUAUAUGUACCUCUUGAACCGUGAGAAGAUGUGCGUGGUUGAAGAGGAUUUUAUGUCACAUUCACCCGCCACACCAAAAAUGCGUGGAAUACUAGUCGAUUGGCUGAUUCAGGUCCAUACACGCUUCCAUCUCUUGCCCGAAACGCUCCAUCUCACUAUUUAUCUCCUUGACAUGAUGUUAUCUAGAACCAAGGUUGACAAGGGCGAACUACAACUGGUUGGAGUUGCAUCCAUGUUGGUUGCGUCUAAAUAUGAAGAGAUGUACGCGCCGGACAUUCAUGAUUUCGAAUACAUAACGGACAAUGCCUACAGCAAAAAGCAGAUAUUGAAAAUGGAAGCCAAGAUUCUUAUAGCGACCGACUUCGAUCUUUCACGUCCGCAUUCAUUGACAUUUUUACGUUGGUACAGCAAGGAAAUGAAAUUCGGAGUGCGGAUGCAUCACAUGGCCAAGUUUUUGAUCGAGAUGGCUUUCCUGGACUGCUCUCUUUCUUCGGUUUUGCCGUCCCGCAUCGCUUGCGCAGCCACAUACAUUGCUUCAAAGUUGUGCGAUACGCCGUACGACAGCGAAACAAUGAGGAAACUGACGGGUAUUACGUUGCGGGAGACUGAAGAGCUGGUGACGAUGUUUGCAAAAGUGGUUUUGAGGCUACACUCAUUACCAAAGCUGGUCGCUGUACGCGAAAAGUACUCAUCGGCUAAGACUUCGUUAGGUAUGGAGUCUGUGGCUCAAUACAUGGGCAGGUGGAUGGAAGUGGAAUUAACGGAUGGGAGGCUUAUACGCGGCCAAAUGAUGUGCACAGAUAGGCGGCCUAAUUUCAUUCUUGGCAGAUCCGAGGAAAGAUGGUCAGGUGAGACGGGUGAGCCAAGGGCUAUCGGUCUUGCUAUGGUCGGGCGACAGCAUGUGGUUCGCCUUCGUUUACUGCCUACCCCUCCUCAGCCGUCAAACAGUGACUCUUCGUUCACGUAA